Symbiodinium pilosum is the source of this 1035-nucleotide messenger RNA. The record is from the annotation of a GenBank genome assembly. NCBI's taxonomy places the organism in Eukaryota, Dinophyceae, Suessiales, Symbiodiniaceae.
AUGGCAGCGGACCUGGGUGGAUGCCCUGGCGAUGGCGAACUGCUGCAGGUGGCCUUGCUGAGUGGCCGGAAGAUUCAGCUUGCAGUGCAGCGCGAGACCACCUUCAAGGAGGUCAAGGAGGCAGCUGAGAACGAGCUGGAAGUUGGCAUUAGGCACUUCGUCCGUGAGGAUGGCACAGUCAUGGGUGAGGCACACAUGGCAUGGACCAUCGCGAAAGUGGAUUUGCACGAGGGCGAGACGCUUCAGGCUGUGGCCGGCUACCACCUCAGGAUCAGGCGCGACGCCCAAGUCUUGGUGGACAAGAUUGUUUCCGUGAACCGCAGAGGCUUCAGAAACAUCACGAAUGACCUGGCAGGCAUUCAGCUGCAAAAUGCCGAGGAGUUGAAGUGCAUUGUCCAAGUCAUCUUCAAAAAAGCCAUAGCAGAGCCCUCCUGUGUCGAAACCUGCGCGCGGCUGGCUGGUACGUUGAAGGGAUGCUAUCCUGAGUUCCCACCCGAAAGCGACAGUCAGAAGCCGUUGUCUUUCACCCGUGCGCUGCUCACCAUUUGCCAGGAGGAGUUCGAGAGCAUGGCGGCAGCCUUUGAGGCUUUGCGAGAGGAUGGGACCAAGUCUCUGAGUUCGGAGGCCUUGCAAGCGGAGCUUAAGAGUCAGAAGGAUAUGAUGCUUGCGUGCAUGGCUUUCGCCGGCCACCUGUUCUUACAGCGGCUUUUGCCCAUGAAGGUCAUUGAGCAAGCCACGAAUGAUCUGAUAGGAACUAGAGAAGACGACCAGUCUCCACCCGAGGAGCACUUGAUCGAGUGUGUUGUGGAGCUAUUGACAUUGGUUGGGCAGACUCUGGACGACUGCGUGCCACACGGUGUGAAUGUGAUGAACGCGUGUGCAGCGCGGCUGCGCGAUCUUGCCAGGCUUCGCGCGGAAGGCAAGCGCGUUUUUUCUAGCCAAAUUCGCAAUGCCAUCCAUGACCUGCUGGAUUGGCGCAGGAACAAUUGGCAGCCUCCAAUGCGGUGGGAGCAUCGCGCCGAGCACGCAUUGUAA